AUGGGAACUAAGUCUCGUCAAAAGAAGACAUCGCUUUCACGAGGUUAUUCAACUUCUUCUACCGUGAUGAUGUUUGAUGAUGAUCCUGGAAUUAUGUCUGAGGUUGAAACGUCUAGUACUGGAUUUCGAAGAGGUGGAAAACAAAGGAGUAGUUUACCCGUUGUUCGAACACCUAGCAAAACACUUGAGCGACCAUUAGGAUUAGUUUUCCUACAAUUUAGAAAAGAAACUAAAAGAGCUUUGCUGCCGAAUGAAAUAACAAGUAUAGAUACUGUGAAAGCUCUUUUCGUUCGAAGUUUUCCAAAGCAACUUUCGAUGGAAUAUCUUGACAAUCCAGAUGUAAAAGUGUAUAUUCACGACAGUACUAAAGACAUGUUUUAUGAACUUGAAGAUCAUCGAUCACAUUUGAGAGACAUCAAAGAUCGCAGUGUUCUCAGAGUAAUCGAAAAAUCGGACAGGAUCAUAGGUCUGACUCCAGGUUUUGGAUCUGUAAUCAGUGAUGCUCCUAGUAUUUCUCCUCAUUGGGAAGAUCAAAGUUAUUUCAGUGAACCUGAGUUUGACAGUGAUUUUCAACAUCAGCACAUUCACAAAAGCAAAGUAUGUUAUACAUGA
Messenger RNA from Cotesia congregata, 612 nucleotides. NCBI's taxonomy places the organism in Eukaryota, Metazoa, Arthropoda, Insecta, Hymenoptera, Braconidae. The record is from the annotation of a GenBank genome assembly.